Laetiporus sulphureus 93-53 is the source of this 498-nucleotide messenger RNA. RefSeq names its product Ca2+-binding EF-hand superfamily protein. Gene Ontology annotation, biological process: spindle pole body duplication. Lineage: Eukaryota; Fungi; Basidiomycota; Agaricomycetes; Polyporales; Laetiporaceae. Gene Ontology annotation, cellular component: half bridge of spindle pole body; mitotic spindle pole body. The transcript has 3 exons. Gene Ontology annotation, molecular function: microtubule binding; calcium ion binding. The coding region runs from base 1 to 498 and encodes 165 amino acids. The record is from RefSeq and is a predicted model, not a curated record.
AUGUACUCGUCCUCUGCGGCACAAAAGGCCAAGCGACGCACACACACGCGUCCUGAGCUCACUGAUGAGCAAAAGCAGGAGAUCAAAGAGGCGUUCGAGCUCUUCGACACGGACAAAGAUGGCUGCGUCGACUAUCACGAGCUCAAAGUCGCGAUGCGCGCGUUAGGGUUCGACUUGAAGAAGGCGGAGGUGCUGAAGAUCCUGCGAGAUCAUGACAAGACAGGACACGGACUGAUGGACUUCGAAGACUUCGCGAAAAUCAUGAGUGAGCGCAUACUGGCCCGUGAUCCCAUGGAAGAAAUCCGCCGCGCGUUUCAGCUUUUUGAUGAUGACAACACGGGCAAGAUCAGCCUAAGGAACCUGAGGAGGGUGGCGAAGGAAAUCGGCGACCGGUUGGAAGAUGAUGAACUGCAAGCCAUGAUCGACGAGUUCGACCUCGACCAGGACGGAGAGAUCAAUGAGCAGGAAUUCUUUGCCAUCAUGACAGACGACGCAUAG